This is a messenger RNA of Entrophospora sp. SA101, 825 nucleotides long. Lineage: Eukaryota; Fungi; Glomeromycota; Glomeromycetes; Entrophosporales; Entrophosporaceae. The record is from the annotation of a GenBank genome assembly.
AUGAAAGCGAUAAAAAAUCUUCAUUUAGACAACAUUACAAAUGACCUUCGACGCAACCUUAGUUCAGUAAAUACUAGAGGUUUAUAUUAUUCCAUUUUGGCAAAUUUUAGAGGAGUAUGGAAUGCAUUAAGUACUUUAACUUUGGAACAAAAUGAAGCAGCAAAGUAUUUAAAUAUUUGGGGAAGAAGCGAAGAUGUUGAUUUGGCUGAUGUAACAGAUAAAGUUGGUACUUUAUUAGUAAAAAUAUCAGAAGCCGAAGGAAUUUUAGCUAAUAAACUUGCACAAUAUCGUGCACAAUUGAAAGAAAUACGUACCAGAGAAGAUAGAAUGAAGGAGCAACGUAGUAAAAAAGAAGCAUUAUGGAAUAAAAUUGAAAGAGAAGAACGUAAACCAAAAAGAUCAGAUCUCGCCGAACAAAAAUUAAGCGAAUUACAUUCUGAGUUGAAUAGAGCUGAAUCAGAAAGUCUUGAAGAGGAAACAGCUUUGGCAGACUUUAAGAGACAAAGACUGAGAGAUGCUUUAACAUUACAAUUGGAAUCAUUUUAUGAAUUUGGAGAAAAAUUAAUAAUGAUUACAGGAUUUUGCAAAGAAAUUGUUGAUCAAAUUCCUAUAGAAACCACUACACCUGGUGAACCGAGAGCUCCUUAUUAUGGAAAAGAUAAAACAACAACAUCAUUUUCAAAUUGUAUUUCAUCUCUUUCUUCAUGGACAACACCACAAGAACUUUAUCCAAUAGUUCCACAAAGAACACACGCCGAUCCAGUCCCUGAUGCCAUUGUCAUGAGUGCAUUUAUUAUUUUGGGAUGUUUGCUUGAAUCAUCUUGA